Molecule: messenger RNA, 1471 nt
Organism: Periconia digitata
Lineage: Eukaryota; Fungi; Ascomycota; Dothideomycetes; Pleosporales; Periconiaceae
Source: the annotation of a GenBank genome assembly
CUACAUGUGAACUUGAGCAGGGUCAUCCGUUCUUAACACCAGAAACUCGAAUUCCGCGGAAAUUAUACAAAAUGGUUCUCCAGGUACCACUUAUUCGGCUCCAAUGCGGUGUAAACAGCUACGACUGGGGAAAGAUUGGGAAGACGUCAGCUGCGGCGAAAUUUGCUGCUGCUACCGCAAGUGACUUUUCCAUUGCGGAGGAGAAGCCAUAUGCCGAGUUGUGGAUGGGAACGCACCCCUCGCUUCCCUCCAAGGAUCUCGAAACCCAGCGCACACUUCUAGAACUCGUCAAAGACAACCAGGCCCUGCUGUCCCAGGGCAUUGCUAAACGCUAUGAGAACAAAUUACCCUUCUUGUUCAAGGUUCUGUCCAUCAACAAAGCUUUGAGCAUCCAAGCGCACCCCAACAAGCAACUCGCCGAGCAGCUACAUGCUAAAGAUUCGAAAAACUACCCCGACGAUAACCACAAGCCUGAGAUGACUAUUGCAGUCACUCCUUUUGAUGGUCUUUGCGGUUUCCGACCGCUCGCCGAAAUAUCUCAUUUCCUUCAGAAUGUCUCAGCUUUCCGCAAGUUGGUUGGCGAGGACGAGGCCAAAAACUUCGAGACCACAGUGAAAGAUAAGGAGACCUCCGAAAAAGAAGAGGAAAAGCAGGCGAACAAAAAAGCUCUGCAGUCUGCCUUUACCAAGCUGAUGAACGCGGAUAAGAGCGCCCUCGAGUCUGCUUCGAAAGAGCUUCUCGAAGCGGCAAAGUCUGAAGGAGCAAGCUUUGCUGGCAGUGGCGGGCCUUCUAACGACGGCCAGGAGCUCGCAGACCUAGUUGUGCGGCUCGAUAGCCAAUUUCCUGGUGACAUUGGGCUUUUUGUCCAGUUCUUCCUCAAUUACGUCAAACUGGAGGUUGGUGAGGCCAUGUUUCUCAAGGCAGACGAUAUCCACGCAUAUCUUUCCGGCGACAUAAUCGAAUGCAUGGCAUCAUCAGACAAUGUUGUCCGUGCGGGUUUCACUCCCAAAUUCAAAGACGUGGACACAUUGACGACAAUGUUGACAUACUCGUAUGCUCCCAUUAGCGAGCAGAAGAUGUCACCAACCGAUUACCCCUACGUCACUCUGAACGCCGAUGCCUACAAGUCCAACUCAUCUGUUCUUCUGUAUGAUCCACCGAUUCCCGAGUUUGCUGUCGUGCGUGCGGCUUUGAACAUGCUGAACGCAAAAGCCACUUUCGAUCCCAUCGAAGGCCCUAGCAUCAUCCUCUGCACCAAGGGCAAGGGUACCAUAAGUGUAGGUCCCAAGACGGAGAAGAUCGAGGAGGGCUACGUCUUUUUCGUUGGGGCAACGGCAGAGGUGAUCAUCGAGAGCGAAACAGAGGAGACAGAUGGAGAAGGUCUAGUGCUGUUCAAGGCCUUCUGCGAAAUCAGUGAUGAGUAAGAUGAGCAAAGCCUAUAGAAACCGAAUGCGGCGUUACAUAACAACAC